Parnassius mnemosyne (clouded apollo) is the source of this 861-nucleotide messenger RNA. NCBI's taxonomy places the organism in Eukaryota, Metazoa, Arthropoda, Insecta, Lepidoptera, Papilionidae. The record is from the annotation of a GenBank genome assembly.
AUGGGUUUGGUUACAAUAAUAGAAAAUGAAGCUCAUUUUCAGUCCCAAAUGGCUAACGCUGGUUCGAAACUUGUUGUUGUAUACUUUACAGCAUCGUGGUGCCCACCGUGCCAACGAAUUUCACCGUUUUAUGAACAAUUACCAGUAAAGUUUCCAAAAGCAGUUUUCCUAAAAGUUGAUGUUGAUUCAUGUGCAGAAACUGCAAGUGCUCAAGGCGUCAAUGCUAUGCCUACCUUUGUAAUUUAUAAAAACUGGAGAAAAGUUGACUUAAUAACAGGUGCGAACCCUGCAAAUUUAGAGGCUAAGAUUAGACAAUAUUAUGGAACUGAAGAGGCAGGUGAUGAGGAUAGUGCUGUUCCUGGACAGAUGGAUUUGGCAACAUUUAUCACCAAGAGUGAAUGUGAAUGUUUAAAUGAGUCUGAUGAUCAUCCACUAGCUCAUGCUCUUAACAGUGGUGGGGGGUACUUAGCCAGUGACUGUGAUGAACAAUUGAUUAUAAAUAUUACUUUUAAUCAGCUGGUUAAAAUACACUCUCUGAAAAUCAAAGCACCUGCUGACAAAGGUCCCAAGUUUCUAAAACUUUUCAUUAAUCAACCAAGAACACUUGACUUUGAUCAGGCAACUGGAAAUAUAUCAGUGCAAGACUUAGAGUUAUCACCUAGUGAUUUGGAAGGCAACCCAGUGCCACUUAAAUUCGUCAAGUUCCAGAGUGUUCAAAAUAUUCAAAUAUUCAUAAAAGACAACCAAUCUGGUGGUGAUGUUACACAGAUUGAUCACCUCGCGUUUUAUGGCUCACCUAUUUCUACCACCAAUAUGGGAGAAUUUAAACGCGUCGCUGGCAAAAAAGGCGAGAGCCAUUAA